AUGGCCGCCACUCUGCCCAACGUUUCCGCCGACCUGAUCUGGGAGGUCGUCCGCGCCCAGAAUGCGUUCCUGGUCAACCGCAACGACGCCGGCGGUCUCCAGCUCUCUCGCGACCCCCUUAACCUGGUCAACAAGCACUCCCGCAAGUACGCCGGUUUCGUCAACGACAAGGCCAUCGGCGUUGUCCCCAACGAGAAGGGUGGUGUCAAGGUGAUCAGCAAGAACCAGAAGAACUUCAACAAGCCCUCCAAGGGCUACACCGAGGUCACCUACGGCGGCAACAAGUCUUCCCGCAAGACCUACUCCGCCGUUGCCCGCCAGGCUGCCGCCGGCGGCUACCGUGGCGACCUCCGCGAGGCCGCUGUCCAGCGCGUCUCUGCCAUCCGCCGCUCCCAGCGUGCCGUCAAGGCUACCCCCGAGAAGAAGCCCCGCGGUGUCAAGGCCAAGGCCGCCGCCGCUGCCGAGGCUGAGGCAUAA
This is a messenger RNA of Colletotrichum fioriniae, 477 nucleotides long. Lineage: Eukaryota; Fungi; Ascomycota; Sordariomycetes; Glomerellales; Glomerellaceae. The record is from RefSeq and is a predicted model, not a curated record.